This is a messenger RNA of Erigeron canadensis, 1964 nucleotides long. RefSeq names its product TATA-box-binding protein 2-like. The transcript has 9 exons. The record is from RefSeq and is a predicted model, not a curated record. Gene Ontology annotation, biological process: DNA-templated transcription initiation. NCBI's taxonomy places the organism in Eukaryota, Viridiplantae, Streptophyta, Magnoliopsida, Asterales, Asteraceae. Bases 761 to 1492 code for a protein of 243 amino acids. Gene Ontology annotation, molecular function: DNA binding; RNA polymerase II general transcription initiation factor activity.
GAUUAGGGUUUCAAUGUCGGGGAAGGUGGAUGUCGUCCCUGAUGAUAUAAUUGAGCAAAUUCUCGUUAAAUUGGUUUUGAAGGAUCUCACCCAAUGCAGGAGAGUUUGUAAGUCAUGGCGUUCUUUAGUCUCUGGUUCUCGUUUCGCUGUAUACCAUUUUAAUUAUAUUAAGCAUAGCAAUAGUAAUACUUAUUAUGAGAGAAGGAGGAGGAUCAUUAUCACUGAUGAUGCUUCUCAUUUUCGAAGGCAUUUAAUUUGUUGGUUCUUCCAAUGGCCUUUUAUGCUUCUUAAUUUACUCCCAAUGAUUCUGAAAUUAUGGUAGCUAAUCCCUUAACUAGAGAGGUGAAAAAACUCGAAAACUACCCUGAUGAUGAUCAUGAAGUACUAGCUAUUCGUAACACCUUCUCGUUCCUUGGUGGUUUUGGUUACGAUUCAUCCUCUGAUGAUUACAAGGUCAUUUUUGGGAGAUGGAAAUUUAAAGAGGAUUUAUUGCGUUUUCAUAUCCUUUCUUUGAAAUCAUAUAUUUGGGAAUUUGUUGCAGAUGUAGAAUGUAGCUUAAUUAAUAUGUUUUCUUCUAGAGAAAAAGAUUGUUGUGGUAUCUUAUGCAACGGGGCACUCCACUGGUUUGUGUUAGAUCAACGUAUGAUGAAUCAAGUGAUUCUUUCUUUUGAUUUAACUACAGAGCAAUUUAAAGAAAUCCCCCAACCUGAUGACGUGAGUUAUAAGUAUGCUCUUAAUACUAAUUACCGCUUAAUUGGGGAUGGUUGAAGAAAGUUUAUGCAUAUUUUGCGAUGGCCCUCCCAAUGGUGGUGGUCCCAAAUGGGUAAUGAAAAACUACAAUGGUAAACAGUGUUGGGAAGUGCUUUCACAUCAUGCUCAGUGGGAUAAUAGUGUUGCACUUCGAUUAAAAAUGGAGAUACUUUACAACAACAGAGUUGAGGGAUCCUUCUUUUAUGAAAGUAAACAAUGUAUCAUCCAGACUAAGCCCCCUAUAUGUGUACAGAGCCUUGUAUCUCCUCAAGUUAAUGAAAAAUCGAAGAGUCCUGUAUCUCAUCAUGUUAAUCGGAGAUCAAUGUGUCAUGAGAUCAAUGGGCAUACAAAGAAUGGAUUUCAAGAGCGAAACAUAGUUUCUACUGCUGAUCUGAGAUGCAAAUUGGAUUUGAAGUCUAUCGUGUUACGCGCUCGGAAUGCUGAAUAUAACCCAAAGCGUUUUGCUGCUGUUAUAAUGAGGAUAAGAGAGCCGAAAACCACAGCAUUGCUUUUUGCUUCUGGGAAGAUGGUUUGUACAGGAGCUAAGAGUGAAGAACAAUCGAGACAUGCGGCACGGAAGUAUGCUCGAAUUAUACAGAAACUUGGCAAUGCUUCCGAUUAUAAGGAUUUCAAGAUCCAAAACAUAGUUGCAUCGUGUGAUGUCAAAUUUCCAAUUAGACUUGAAGGACUUGCAUACUCUCACGGUGCUUUCUCAACUUAUGAGCCGGAUGAAACAACCUAAAAUUGUGUUGCUCAUCUUAAUUUGUCUCUGGGAAAAUUGUUCUUACGGGGGCUAAGAGUUGUGCUUACAAGGUAAGAGAAGAUAUAUAUACUGCGUUCGAGAAUAUAUACCCUGUGCUAACCGAGUUCAGAAAGAAUCAACAGUGAUUUCAUCAUCAAAAAGAUCAAUAAUCCCAACACAAACAGCAACGAUGGAAGGGAAAGUAAUAGAUGAUGAAAUAAUAUAUUAUUCCCCGCCCACGUUCAUUGACCAACUUUUGUCAAACUCCAAGUUUUGUGCAUUUACAAGUUGGCAUUUCAUUGACCAAAUUUUGGGGAUUGUUCCCUCUAAACUUAAACAGAGAAACAAAAAGAAUAAAAAAAUUAAAAAAAAAAAAAAAAGCUCUUGUCAUGAAAGUUACGGAAAUUUUAAAUUGCACUCAUUUGCUUUUCAGAUUUUGCCGUAUUUAAGUUUAGAACAUUGAAGUUCAAUA